This is a messenger RNA of Clupea harengus (Atlantic herring), 5856 nucleotides long. RefSeq lists its product as uncharacterized. NCBI's taxonomy places the organism in Eukaryota, Metazoa, Chordata, Actinopteri, Clupeiformes, Clupeidae. The record is from RefSeq and is a predicted model, not a curated record. Bases 472 to 1698 code for a protein of 408 amino acids. The transcript is spliced from 14 exons.
CAUGUUGUAAUAGGAAAGGUGCAUCAAUAGAUUUGUCUUAAUGUUGCUGAUUUUACGACAUAGCCUACUUCUUCAGCCUAUAUAACCUCCAUUACCAAGACAUUUGGUUUCAUUCAAGUCAACAAACGGUAAGACACUUGUACUUUCGAUUUGAUUAGGGAAGAGGAGCAAAUGUCGAGAACAACUAAUCUACGUUACUACUGAGAAAUUUUCGGAUUAAACCUGCAUCUACUUUAAACAGUAGCUCGCCAUGGAUCUGGAAAACCUAUCAUUGUAGUGGGGCUCUACCGCACAUUUGACAGAGAACAUGUUGUACCAGCCAGUAGGAACUAUGAUGAAUCUACCUUCAGAGUAAAUUGUCUGUUCUAUGAAGGCAGUGGAAUUCUCAACUGUGAUCAGAAUACCGAAGCAAUCAAUCAAACAUCAAAGAAACUAAAGGCAUUCAAGAAAAAGAACAAGAGUCUUAAUGAAAUGGAGUCCAAAACACCAACAAGGAAAGCGAAGAAAAACAAGGGUUCUCGUGAAAUGGAGUCUAAAACACCAGCAGAGAAAGAGAAGAACAAGGGUCUUCAUUUUAGGGUGCCCAAAACACAAAUAAAGGUAUAUGUGACCACAUAUGGAAAUACAAUGAAUUCCGACACGGAUUUUCUGGAUCGCCUUUCUUCACAACGCAAAAUAGAGAAAGUGGACGCUAAGGAGUGCCAUGUAAUACUGGCAUUCUGUCCAAUUGUUUCUCGAGCAGGAACUGACAUCGAAGCCGCUCUUGGAGACUUAAAAGCUCGCCAUGGAUCUGGAAAACCUAUCAUUGUAGUGGGGCUCUACCACACAUUUGACAGAGAACAUGUUGUACCAGCCAGUAGCAACUAUGAUGAAUCUACAUUCAUAGUAAAUUGUCUCUUCUAUGAAGGCAGUGGAAUUCUCAACUGUGAUCAGAAUACCGAAGCAAUCAAUCAAACAUCAAAGAAACUAAAGGCAUUCAAGAAAAAGAACAAGAGUCUUAACGAAAUGGAGUCCAAAACACCAGCAAGGAAAAAGAAGAAGAAGGGUCUUAAUGAAAGGGUGCCCAACACACAAAUAAAGGUAUAUGUGACCACACAUGGAAAUACAAUGAAUUCCGACACGGAUUUUCUGGAUCGCCUUUCUUCACAAUGCGAAAUAGAGAAAGUGGACGCUAAUGAGUGCGAUGUAAUACUGGCAUUCAGUCCAAUUGUUUCUCGAGCGGGAACUGACAUUGAAGCCGCGCUUGGAGACUUAAAAGCUCGCCAUGGAUCUGGAAAACCUAUCAUUGUAGUGGGGCUCUACCACACAUUUGACAGAGAACAUGUUGUACCAGCCAGUAGGAACUAUGAUGAAUCUACAUUCAGAGUAUAUUGUCUGUUCUGUGAAGGCAGUGGAAUUCUCAACUGUGAUCAGAAUACCGAAGCAAUCAAUCAAACAUUACAGAAACUAAAGAAACUCCAGAAAGAGAAGAAAAACGAGGUUUCUCGUAAAAUGGUGUCCGAAACACCAGCAGAGAAAAAAAAUCCUCUACACAAAAAGAAGAACAAGGGUCUCAAUGAAAGGGUGCCCAAAACAAAAAUAAAGGUAUAUGUGACCACACAUGGAAAUACAAUGAAUUCCGACAAGGAAUUUCUGGAUCGCCUUUCUUCACAGCGCGAAAUAGAGAAAGCGGACGCUGUAUGUUUGAAGAACAUGUAGGAAUAAUAUGGUAAAAGGGAGAAAUGUUGACACAACAUAACUAAAGAUUUCCCCCCGCAGAAAGAGAAGAAAAACAAGGGUUCUCGUGAAAAGGAGUCCAAAACACCAGCAGAGAAAGAGAAGGAAAAUAAGGGUUCUCGUGAAAAGGAGUCCAAAACACCAGCAGAGGUAAAUUAUGUAUUUCAUAUCUAUGACUCUAGGUGCAUGUUCUGUAUGUGUGAAGAACAUGUAGGAAUAAUAUGGGAGAAGGCAGAAAUGUUGACACAACGUAAGUAAACUUUCCCGCAAGAAAGACGAGAACAAGGGUUCUGGCAAAAGGGAUAACAAUGUUUAAGUACUUUAAAAGGAAAUUUUAUACUAUUUCAUGAUUUUUUGCUUUCUCAUGAAUAAACAAAUGCUUUAAUGUACUGACAGUCAGCAGCGCAGGUUACAUUGGCAGCAUUUAAAGGUGCAGUCUGCAAUUCCAGUCCAAUACGUGUUCACUGUGCAUGCACCAGAUUUAGUUGUGUUGCUGUUACUAUGGCAACAGUGAAAAUGAACAGAGGUUGCAUUGAAGGAGAAACGUCAGUGUUGACAUUAUACAGGGCAGGACUCCCAGUUACAAAUACGCCAUGUUUAGCGUUACGGAUUCCCUCCUAUGUCCCCCAUUGAUUUUCCUGUCAGUGAUUUUUCUCCUCUUAUAAUGUCUGGCUCAAAUAUCAGCAAUGUUUCACGGAAUUUGUGGACUCGAUCUGAGGAAAAUGUGGACCAUUCUAGUGCAGGCCACACUUGACAGCAGGUGUCAUAGUUUCAGUUUUUUCCCCACUUCCUGUUUAAUUCAUUAAGUGGUACAGUGUUAUACAAACAAGAAUAAGAGACAUUUCAAGGCAAAUGUAAGACCUUAAUUACUGAAGUAUAUGUUGUUUAGAAAGGCUUGAAGAAACGUUUAAUUCUAGAUUCCUAGCUAGGCUUUGUCAAUACUUGCUUGUAGUAUUUGCUCACGCAGCCUCCUGUAGAAAGGUCGAGUUCAGUUAAUCAUGGUUGUUUUGGGAAGGAAAGACUAACGAUGUUUUGCAUUUUACACAAAGACACUUUGGGGUGAGUUAUAUCUGCAGACAUAUCUGAAUUUUCUUUUAAAAAAAUGAUUUGGCAAGAGGAGUUGGUGAUGUGUGUUGGUGACGCCUAACUACAUCCACCACAUCCAUUCUCUGUCCCCUUUUCCAUAGAGUACUACCAGGAUGGAGGAGAAUCAACAAAAAGGAAAAAACAAAGGAAGGGGAUGUUCAAUCUUAUAAUGUUAUCUUAGCUUUAGCAUAAGAAAGUUCACUGUACAUACAAAAUGUAUCAGUUGCAGUCUAUACUCUUAUAUAUGUUUGUACAACAGGAAUGGAGACCUCAGUUUUAUUACAAUGAGUGUAUUUACAAUGAUGCACAUUCAGGAAGAGAGAACAUGGGUUCACACAAUGAUUAACCAGCUUCUCUGAUUAGAGCAGAGAAAGUCUCAGUUGAAGUAUCCUAGGUCUGAUAGGAGAGGGGAGUGUUAAUCACAGAGCUUGGAUCACGUGGGCCACCCUGAGUCCAGAUACUGAUGCAGGACAUGCACUCAGGAGUUAGAGCGAUCUGAUGACCUUCGAGACCAAAACACCCCAGUGCUUAUCACUGAGAAACACAGAGGCACACCGAUAAAAAUGGCACAUUCAGAAACACACUGACAUCUGCUUAACCCUACUUGUAAUUAUGGGAAACAUAAAGGCAUAUGAGUAGAAUAAUGAGACAUAUUAUAAGACUUCUCUCUCAACUCUGAACGUAAAACGUACUGAUAUAGUCAUUGAUAUCACAAUGAUCAUUAAAUAAAAUAAUAAUAUAAUAAUUAUGGGUGAUCAAAAUCUAAUUCCAUAAAACUUCAACACACUCAAACAAAUAACCUCAAUAUCUCAAUAUCACGUUAUUACAGACAUUAAUUGACAAGGCAAUGCUUUCCCAGGCUGUCUCGCUCUGACAGUAAGAUAGAGAGCACUAGUUUAAACAGGAGUUUACACAUCAGAUACUCCAAUCGGCUGUUGCCAGGGCCAGAUCUUUCUUACUCUUUCUUCUGUAAAUGGAGAGGUUUUAUUUAUUUUCUCUAAUGUAAGUGAAACCUUUGUGACUCACCUUUGCCAAGCCAAGUAACCGGUAUUAAUACAUAGUAGCAACAGUGUUUUUUUUUUCAAAUAGUACAUGACAAUGAUCAGACAUAUUGGUCAAUAAAUAUGUGCCUACAUGAAUUAUCCUUUCUUAAUCAAUGUCAGUCUUGUCGUCAACAGCUUCAUCAGUGUAGUGAUUUGAUGUGUAUAAAAUUGAUACCUUUUCAUCUCAGCUGUGGUCUGUGUGUGUCAUUUGCCCAAAGCAAAACUUGGUCAUGACCUUGACCUCUAAAGCAUAUGCAGCAAGAAAUGAAUGUGAAAGACACUGAAUCACAAAUAUGAUUUAAAAACAUAAGGCAUGAAACAUUCUUUAAAAAAAGUUCAAAAUGAAAAUCGAUACAUGGCUCUCAUGGUAUACUAUCACUAAGAACUUCUAGAAAGUUCUAGAAAUGUGUGUCAGAUAAAGCUAACCUCUUCCAUUAGUGCAUAUAUUUCCAUUGAUUUGAUUUAUCUGUUGUUGUUCUUCCUGAAACCUGAAAACCGUUACAAAGUCAUGAAAUCACAACAUUAAAGUCAGAUCACUGUUGCAUGCAUGCGUUUAUACCACCAAUGCUGUAAACCUGAAUAGGCAGAAAUUAGUACUUUCUCUACAUGCAAAAAGCCUCUUAAAGUACCUGUCAAUAUACUGCUCAGAAGAGAUGUUUAUGGGCUUGUUUAUCUCCACCUGAUAACAAAGAUGUAGCCUUUUCAUUUUGUCACACAUUGUAUACAUUACCCAUUAACCUUCAUUUCAUGACCUUUAGACGUAGGUGUGCUGGUAAGGGAUUUUGCUCUUCCGGACCAAAAAGCAAAAGCAGUGUGUUUUAUGUUUAUGGUCACUGAAGAUACAGAGAUAGUGGUUUAGCUUAGUUAAAAAGCUAACUACAUUAGAUAGGCGUUAAAGAUGUCUGCAUAGUGGUAUGGACGCCUACUCUUGCCAGCCAUUCUGGGUAUAAAAUAAAAUCGCUUACUGCCCUGGCUGUUAUCCUUUUAUAGUCUGAAGUAGGAGAAUGUCUCCUGCACAGAUAAUCAGUCACCAGGUGAGAGUCUCAAAUACAGGGGAGUCCUCUGUUUUAAAAUUUGGCGCGUGGGAGAGGAGGCUUUAAAUGAAACCAAAAACCUAAUUCGCUAGCCUGAAGCCUGAAAUUCAGUUUCAUUCUUCGUAUUAUUGGUGCCUGCCUGAGGAAGAAGUAACAAGGUUCAGUAAGGCUUUGCCCAACAGAAUAAAGAAUGGCGAAAGUAUUUUUCGUCUUUGCUGAAAACACUCUGAACACCCAGGCACAGUUUUGGCAGCGCCUGGUCAGAAGAGGUACCAAUGCGGUGAAAGUGGCCAACGUUAGAGACUGUGAUGUGACCUUUACAUUCUGUCCAAUCGUCUCACGAGUUGGAACUGAUGUAGAGGCAGCCGUCCAGCUGAUUCCUACAACUAGACCUGGAGUCCUGGUAUUACUUCACCCGACCUUUAACCCAGAGGAAAUAGUCCCAGACGCCAGCAGAUUUGUACGCCGUGAUGACAUCCUGACUGUCAACUGCUUGUUCCACGAGAGCGAGCUACUGAACAGUGACUGCAAUGACAAAGCGUUUGAAAGUGUUUCCCGUUACUUAAUGAGCUUCCAGAGGGGAACUCCCUCUCAAAGCCAAAACCAUCAUGUUGUCUAUGAUAUUCCUCUUCUACCUCAGAAUCAAAACCAUGGUUGCCUUUAUUCAAUAUCACCAAAACUUCGCAUGUAUCACGUGCUGCUGAUAGCUGGCAUAGUAUUUUUUGGCAUCUCGAUUUUCAUCUGGAUUAUGACAUUGCUCUAAAACAAGCGCCAUUAAGGACGUCUCAUUUUGUUAAAUGCUCUCAGAGGAGCUGAGGAAUGAGGUGAGAUGUGAAGAAAUAGUGGAGCGUUUUCAAUUGGAAUGCCUGACAUAUGGCCAGAGGUGGAAAUUCCCCUCCUCUUUACAUCUGUCAACCUACAAUUUAAAAUAACAUGUAGUGGUUUAUGAACAAAAAUAAAUGAUUAGUCAAAACCAA